Dryobates pubescens (Downy woodpecker) is the source of this 1952-nucleotide messenger RNA. It is a transcript of the gene MYOC, whose product is annotated as myocilin. Gene Ontology annotation, biological process: osteoblast differentiation; signal transduction. The record is from RefSeq and is a predicted model, not a curated record. Gene Ontology annotation, cellular component: Golgi apparatus. Lineage: Eukaryota; Metazoa; Chordata; Aves; Piciformes; Picidae.
GGCUGCAGGGGGGGUGAGGGGUGUUGUGCCGGCUGCCACUGGGCUAAAGCCGCCGUCGCCGCAGGCAUCUAGAAAGUUCCGGCUCGUCCGUCCCGUUCCCCCACCCCCUGCUGCCCCGACCCUCUCCCCGCCGUCCUCCUGCCCGUCCUAUAAAUGCGGGCGGCAGCGCCCGACGUGCGGCGGAGCGGAGGCGCCGAGGGCACGGCCGGUACGAGGUCAUGCUGGGGGCUUUGCUGCUUUUCUGGGGGGUGUUGACCCUGGGCUGCCGGGGUGAGAAGGCUUUUCUCCGGCGUGCCGAUGACAGCAACGGCCGCUGCACCUACUCAUUCUCGGUAGCCAGCCCCGUCGAGGCCGCCUGCCCCGAUGCCGGUGGCGUGCUGGAGCUGCGGGCGGAGCUGGCUUCCCUUGCCGCCCGCCUGAGCCGGCUGGAGAGCUGGGAGCGGGGCAUGGGGAGCUCGGGGCCGCGGGGAAAGGAGGCGGGGGACGCAUGGGAUCCCCAGCAAACAGCUUCAGCCUCUCGACUGGAAGCUGCCUACAGCGAGUUGCUGCGGGCCAAGUCCCGGCUGGAGGAGGAGAAGGGGAGGCUGGAGAGGGAAAAAGAGGAGCUAGGCAGGCGGCUGGAGAGCAGCGCCCAGGAGAUCACACGGCUGCGGGCCAACCGCUGCCUCCCCGGCGGGGAGGGGCCCGGUCGCGACCCACCGCGGGCGCCUGGCAAAGCCCCCCGAUGGGACCCGCAGCCCCUCGCCUACCAGGAGCUGCAGUCGGAGAGGACCGAGGUGCCUGUGUCCCGGCUCCUGGAGGAGACCGGCCGCCCGGGAGGCGAGGACUCAGGCUGCGGCGAGCUGGUGUGGGUAGGGGAGCCGACCGUCUUCGGCCGGGCAGAGUCCAUCGCCGGAAAGUAUGGCGUGUGGAUGAAGGACCCCGAGCCCGUGCCCCCCUUCACCCGAGAGACCACCUGGCGCGUGGACGCGGUGGGCACGGAAGUCCGGCAGCUCUUCCAGUACGAGGCAGCCGAGCAACUGGCCCGCGGCUACCCCCGACAAGGUGCACAUCUUGCCGCGGCACCCUGGAGAGCACGGGGGCCGUCAUCUACCGCGGGGGGGUUCUUCUUCCAGCCGCGCCGCUCCCGAGCCGUGGUCCGCUACGACCUGCGGAAGAGGCUGUCACGGCCGAGGAGAGAGAUCCCCGGCGCUGGCUACCACGGGCAGUACCCUUACGCCUGGGGCGGCUACACUGACAUCGAUCUGGCGGUGGACGAGACGGGGCUCUGGGUGAUCUACAGCACGGAGAAGGCCAGAGGAGCCAUCGUCCUCUCCAAGCUGAAUCCCAAGACGCUGGACAUCCAGCAGACCUGGGAGACCAACAUCCGCAAGCGGGGGGUGGCCAACUCCUUUGUCAUCUGUGGCACUCUCUACACCGUCAGCAGCUACUCGGCACCCAAUGCUACCAUCAACUUCGCUUAUGACACAGCCACUGGUGCCAGCCGGGCCCUCAGCAUCCCCUUCCAGAAUCGCUUCCGCUACCUCAGCAUGGUGGACUACAACCCCACCGAGCGGCAGCUCUUUGCCUGGGACAGCUUCAACAUGGUCACCUACCCUGUGCGCCUCUCCCGUGCGUGAGCUGGGGCUGGGGACAUGCUGGCUCAGCCCCUGCCACUCCCAUCCGUGCCUUGGCAUCCUACUUUGCUCCUCAGCUCUCCCCAGCUUGGCCAGGAGUGCCCAGUGCACACGAUAGGGCCACCAACAUCUUCACGGGCACCUCCAUCAACAUCCUGUCAUGCUUGAGUGCAGCAGAGGGAGGUUAAGUGCUUCUCCAGAGCUUGGCCUAGCCAGUGCAACACCUCUCCACAGCUGCAGCAUGGUUUGGAUGUGCCAUGGUGGUACCCAGCCCUAUGCUGUGCUAGCAUACCCUGGGAGCACCCAGCAUAGCUAUCCUGAAGUUACAGUAGUGGC